AUGGCCUCUCAACCCCAGCCUCGAAUCUUUGUAGACGAUGUGUGGCAUCUUAUAGCCGAGUAUUUUUCCCAGCCAUCUCCAUCCAGCUCCCCCGACGGCAACCCAGAUGAGGCGACUGAGUAUUGGAAACCCAAGAGCUUGGCCGUGCUGACGCCGCACCUCAGCGACCUGAUAUCUCUGAGCAGCACUUGCACUUAUUUCCGGGACCUGCUUGGCCCGCGUAUAUUCAAGUCGCUUUACCUGCAGAAUUCCGCCAAAAGCGCUCGAUCUGUAAAGGCAGUUGCAGCUGGGAACUUCUCUGGAUGCGUCAGCGAGUUGCGGUAUGCUGCCGCUUACAAAAUUGACUCCUCGCUCGAGGAGCUGUACCCGCCUGAACUGGACAAUGUCCUCUCAAACCUGUCUUGCUUCAAUAGCCUGCAGCUCCUCAGCCUGGACUUCCCAUUCGACCACUCUAAUAUCCAGCUCCUCCGGCGCGCGCGUAAGCACGACACGCCCGCCAGCACAAUCCAGGAACGAGAAGACGUCUGGCUUGGUUUAGUAUCAGCGAGUUUCGGUGCCAUCACAUCAAGCUACACCGACAAUAACGCUCCUCAAUUCCGCUCCCUCGAAAUCCACAACCUCAACCCCGUCGCCCUCCCCACAAUCGCAACACCACCAUUCCACUCCCUCCUCUCACGCCUCAAAUCCCUCAAACUCGCUCUCGAACCUCCCCACUACCUCUCCCUACACAGGAUCAUCACCCCACAGUCCGCCUCGAUCUCCCUCGACAACUUCGGCCCCUGGCUCUUCAACCACCUCACCUCCCUCGAAGAUCUCUCGUUCAACCCCUCCGAUUCCGGCCCUCACAUGGGAAAUGCGGGCCAGGAUCCCGCUUAUAUCCUGGACAUCGGCCUGCGGAACGCAACAAUGCCGAGCCUGAAGAGCGUCACGCUGGCGAAUAUCUUUAUCUGCGCUGAACUGACGGGCUUUCUGCGUCGGCAUUUGGCAGCCCUGGAAGGUAUCGCGUUGCUUUUCUGUCGGGCUUAUGUGCCGUACUCUGGCAAUAGCGCCGACAACAACAGUGAAUACCCCAAUACAUCCUGGACCACCCUCUUCAAAUCCCUAAGCUCUGCAAACCCUCCAGUUCUGAAGUCAUUCACGUACACCACACCCCAGGACGAACUGAUCCUAUGGAGCCCGGACGACGACUGGCUCAGCAGGGACCUCGUGGAAGCAAUGCAUCGCAAGCGGGCAGCGGAGCCUGAUACGCUGCUCUUCCCGCAUCAUGAGAUACCCGAUGCCGGGUAUCCUAUGAGGGAUAUGAAGGCUAAUAUCAAGAGUUUCCUAGCUGGGGAGGAUUAUAGGGCUUUUUUGGGGCUUAGAGGUGUUCUUAAGGGGGAUGGGGGUCGGGACGAAGUGCCGCUGGAGUGGGAUAGGAAGGGGUAUGGGAGGUGGAAGUAUAUCCCUGUUAGUGAGAGAUGA
Aspergillus puulaauensis is the source of this 1461-nucleotide messenger RNA. RefSeq lists its product as uncharacterized. Lineage: Eukaryota; Fungi; Ascomycota; Eurotiomycetes; Eurotiales; Aspergillaceae. The coding region runs from base 1 to 1461 and encodes 486 amino acids. The record is from RefSeq and is a predicted model, not a curated record. The transcript has 2 exons.